Messenger RNA from Trifolium pratense (red clover), 720 nucleotides. Its product is annotated as protein TRANSPARENT TESTA 1-like. The transcript is spliced from 2 exons. Gene Ontology annotation, molecular function: DNA-binding transcription factor activity. The annotation marks the transcript as partial. Gene Ontology annotation, cellular component: nucleus. Gene Ontology annotation, biological process: regulation of gene expression; anatomical structure development. Lineage: Eukaryota; Viridiplantae; Streptophyta; Magnoliopsida; Fabales; Fabaceae. The record is from RefSeq and is a predicted model, not a curated record.
UAUUCUUCUUCUCUAUACAUUGAUAUGGAUCUUCAACCUCUACCAUUGCUAAGUAGCUUCCUAGGUUCAACAUCACAACAACCUUUACAACAAAAUGAAAAUCACAAAUCAUGUUAUAAUCAAGCUGAGGAUGAUGACGUCACAGUGGCCUUACACAUAGGCCUUCCUGACAAUUCAAUUGAAUCACCAAUUGAAAAUGGUUUUGUGAAUGUCCCAAAUCAUGUUCCUAACAAUUAUUGGAUACCAACUCAAGAACAAAUUCUCAUUGGAUUCAGUCAUUUUUCUUGUCCAAUUUGCCACAAAACUUUCAAUCGUUACAACAACCUUCAGAUGCAUAUGUGGGGACACGGUUCGCAGUAUCGAAAAGGACCAGACUCGUUGAGAAGAACUCAUCCGCGACCGCUAUUAGACCUUCCAUGCUAUUGUUGUUCAAAGGGAUGUAAGAACAACAUUGAACAUCCAAGAGCUAAGCCAUUGAAGGAUUUCAGAACAUUACAAACACAUUACAAGAGAAAGCACGGGUCGAAGACAUUUACGUGUCGAAAAUGUGGGAAGCCUUUGGCAGUGAAAGGUGAUUGGAGAACUCAUGAGAAAAACUGUGGUAAGCGUUGGCUUUGUAUCUGUGGUUCUGAUUUCAAACACAAGAGAUCUCUUAAAGAUCAUAUCAAAGCAUUUGGAUUUGGUCAUAGCCCUUUUUCUUCUUCCUCUGAUGGCAUUUGA